Molecule: messenger RNA, 2821 nt
Organism: Scophthalmus maximus (turbot)
Lineage: Eukaryota; Metazoa; Chordata; Actinopteri; Pleuronectiformes; Scophthalmidae
Gene: fpr1
Product: formyl peptide receptor 1
Exons: 2
Coding region: 129-1271 (380 amino acids)
Biological process (GO): inflammatory response; complement receptor mediated signaling pathway; phospholipase C-activating G protein-coupled receptor signaling pathway
Cellular component (GO): plasma membrane
Molecular function (GO): G protein-coupled receptor activity; complement receptor activity
Source: RefSeq, a predicted model, not a curated record
CAUAUUUAAGGAGUCCGGGAUCCGAGCUCCGCAGUUCCCUUGGAUUUGUCGGAGUUGUCCGGAGUUGCGUGAGUUUGCCGCGGACACAUUCUCGACGGACCGACACUUCGGGGAAAGGUUCUAAGACCAUGAUGGAGCUCAUGACUGCUUCCCCUUUCUACAACAUGAACACAACAGAUAUCACUGGAAGGAAUGGCUCGUUGUACAACGACGAAGAAGAGUAUGACUACAAGGACGAGCACGCUGAGCUGAGACAGUCUCUGAACAUCAUGUCUCUCAUUGUUUACUGCCUGGCCUUUGUUCUCGGUGUGUUCGGGAAUGGAGUGGUUAUCUGGGUGACCGGGUUCAAGAUGAAGAAAACGGUUAACACAGUCUGGUUCCUCAACCUUGCUGUGGCCGACUUCCUCUUUACGGCAUUCCUGCCCCUGAGUGUGACGUACACGGCCAUGGAUUUCCACUGGCCUUUCGGCAACUUCAUGUGCAAACUGAACAGCACUGUAAGCUUUCUGAACAUGUUUGCCAGUGUCUACAUCCUGGUAGUGAUCAGUGUGGACAGAUAUGUGUCAGUGGUUUGGCCCGUCUGGGCCCAGAACCACCGAAGUGUACGUAAGGCAUCCUGUGUGAGUCUGGGUGUUUGGGUACUGGCUCUGAUUCUCAGCGCUCCAUACUUCAUCUUCAAGGACACUGGUCCAUCGUAUCAUAAUGAAGACAUAAUCAACUGCUUUAACAACUUUGCUCUUUCUGAUGACUAUGAAACACCAUCUGUGAAUCAGCUGCGUCAGUUUCGUCAUCAGACCAUGACCAUCACCCGCUUCCUCCUGGGAUUUGUUGUCCCCUUCACUGUCAUUGUCUCCUGUUAUGCUGUGAUCAUCCAUCGUCUCAGGAGGAACCGCACCCUGGCCAGCCAGUCAAGUCGCCCCUUUAAGAUCAUCGCUGCCGUAAUCACCACUUUCUUCCUUUGCUGGGCUCCAUAUCACAUCAUGGCUCUGAUUGAGAUGGUUAAUCACACAGCAAUCCAUUCAACUGAGAUAUUAGACCAUAUCAUCACUAUCGGUAUCCCCAUAGCCACCAGCCUGGCCUUUCUCAACAGCUGCCUGAACCCACUGCUCUAUGUGUUCAUGGGCCAAGACUUCAAGGAAAAAGUCCGCAAAUCCAUCCUGAAUGUGUUGGAGUCUGCCUUCCAGGAAGAGGUUUCUCGCUCUUAUACUUACACAAACUCAAUGGUCACCAGUCGUAGUAAAGAGAAGUCAGUGUCUGAUGCUGAGGUAUAAGGUUGCCCACAAAUACUGUAACUGUGCAUAGUAAAUGUAACUGUAUAUAACAAAUAACUUUUUUUUAGCUUUUGUUUUUAAUUUAAGGACCCCAAGACAACCUCUGAGAUCACCUCUGAACAUUUCACCUUUUUAUAAAUAGUUUGAUGUUCAUUUGAUGAUAGGCCUACUAGUCAGAAAGAUAUCUGCCUCUUAGCUACACUCAUGAGCUGACUCAUGGUAAUAUUGAACAACAGGUUGUGGAUUUGUGAUGCAUUUAUGGGCUGACGUAUUUUGAAAGGAUGAAAUUCUCGACAUAUUGUUCUUCCUUAUGCAGUCACACUCAGCACUACAACUAAGGGAUGUGCUGUGCCAAGACACACCUGUCAUCAUUUCAAAAUCGGUAUUACAUUAGUUUAUAGUUAAAUUUGUACAACGUUUGCAAGACAAAGAUGAUGUAAGUGGUUGUUAAAGGGAACUUUGUGUAUCUCAUCUGUCUCAUAAACUCCGCUAGUCGUGUAUCUAUCCUCGCCUGUUUGUGACAUCAAAGAAAACAAACAAUAAAACAAGUGCCAGUUGUUAAAAGGCCACAAUCAUAGACUAUUUUUAAUCAAUAUAAAGGCUGACACAUGACCUAAUUAACAUAGUAACAAGGGUACGCAGUAAACAAACAUAUGGAAGAGGUUUUACUGAAUAUAAAAUCUACAGUGUGAAAUAGAGUUGUGUGAUCGCUGCACAAACAGGAUUAUAGAAAGUUCAUUUUCCAACUUCCCCCUCAUUCCCAACCCAAACCAAACCACUGAUGCAAUUAUGUGUGUACAUGAUAUGAUUAAAUGACUUUGUGUGUGUGUGUGUGUGUGUGUUUGUGUGUUAGUGUGGGUGUGUGUGUGUGUGUGUGUGUGUGUGUGUGUGUGUGUGUGUGUGUGUGUGUGUGUGACUGCUACAUGUCUACUCUAUGCUUUGUAUAAACAAGUUAUUCAGCAUGAGGACUGGCUCAUGAGCCUAAUGAAGAAAAAUGUAACCAUGAGAUUGUUACGGUCAAGUUACAGCUGCAUUGUAAAGCUUAGUUUGAUUGUUGUGAUCAUUGUUAGGUGUUUUUGAGGGAAUAUGUCUAUGCCCCUCCCACCCUGAGUACAUGCAUGUUAUGCUAUAAUGUCAAACUUUUAAUGUGUCAUUUCAGUUUACUAUCAUGAUGGACAAAGCAAACCACUAGAUACUCAAAAUUCAGAGGCAGGAACCUGUGGCUGUGAUGUCAUUGUCCGGGAAAAUUAACUCUAAAGCACAAUCAGCUAUUACAUUUGUUGCAGCUAAAUUAUCUGUAAAUUGACUCAUUGAAUUGACAACAAUUUGAAUGUCUGACUUAUUCUAUGACAUCAUAUGGUCCUCUCGAGGAAAGAUCUGUUAUAACAUGAACAAUGUAAAUGAUAAUUGAUUUUUUGGGGGGUCUUUUUUUACCCUAUAGUGGAGAACUCUGCUUAGAGUCCAUACAUGAUGAUAAUAAUGAUGAAGACUGUCAUUGUGAUUCUUGCUGUAUCCAUUAUGUCCAUUAUUAAAAUAUUAUGUGGACUUGA